AACACAUUUCCUGUACAGCAGCGCUACACAAGCGCUGUCAGAGUAAAAUCGAAACAAAACCGCGUCGCUUGUCAAAUUUAACAAAGGAAAACAUACAAACAGUUAAUCAUACCAAAAAAGAAGACCGGAAACCACGGCAAAAUAGGGACAAGAUGUGCUACUGAUUUGAAACGGACACCUGACGUCUCGCUGUAAUGUUGGUCGGUUAGCUAGUUAGUGUUAACCGGUUGCGGCGUGAUUUGUUUUGCUUGAAUUGUGUUAUAAUAACUAGGAACUUACCGAACUGGAUUGAGGUUUACCGGUAAUUAUCAGCUAAACAAGACUGUUCCGCUUUGUAUCUGGUCAUCAUCGUUGAGUUGAACCUGUUAUUUACAUCUUGGCGAGAUCUAAACCUCCACCAAGAUGUCAAAAUACACAACUUUUCCCGAUUCGUCUGAUGAUCACAAUCCAUUUCAGGAUCCAUCAGUGACUCAGCACAGCAGCAACACUGGCUAUGCCACGCUGGACCUCUACAACCCAUUCGACAACAACCAAACAGCGCCUCCACCUCCCUAUGAAGCCACAUCUCCUGCUGCGCCCCCUGCCCAAACGCCUCCCAGCAGGACCACGCCGACCGAACCCAGGAACUACGGAUCCUACGGGUCACAGUCUGCAGUAAAUGCCACCACAGCAGAUCUAUUAAAGAAGCAGGAGGAGCUGGAAAGAAAAGCACAGGAGCUGGAGAGAAGAGAAAGAGAGCUCAAUGCUCAUGCACUUGGAUCUGGAGCCUCACGUCAGAAUAAUUGGCCCCCAUUGCCCUCCUUCUGCCCUGUGGGACCGUGCUUCUAUCAGGACAUUAAUCUGGAGAUUAGCCAAAGCUUCCAGCGCACCGUCACCACCAUGUACUACUACUGGAUGUUCACAGCAUGCACUUUGCUCAUUAACCUCAUCUCCUGUUUGGCUGUCUUCUGUGUGGAUCCCAAUAAUGGAGUGGGCUUUGGCCUUGCCAUCCUCUGGUUUCUCCUCUUCACCCCCUGCUCCUUUGUCUGUUGGUACAGGCCUGUGUACAAAGCCUUCAGGAGUGACAGUUCCUUCAACUUCUUUGCAUUUUUCUUUGUGUUCUUCGCCCAGCUGGUGCUUUAUGUUAUCAUGACUAUUGGUAUCCCAGGUUGGGGUUUCAGUGGAUGGAUCGUGAGUUUAGCUGCUCUCAGCAAGAGUAAGGCCGUGGGUGCCAUCAUGAUGAUGAACGCUGUGCUCUUCACUGCACAGGCGGCUAUGGGAAUAGUGCUGCUCAAGAGGGUUCAUUCUAUGUACAGAAAGACCGGAGCGAGCUUCGAGAAAGCCCAGGCUGAGUUCGCCACCGGUGUAAUGUCCAAUCAGGCCGUGCGCCAGGCAGCCACCAACGCCACCGUUUCCGCCGCACAGGGCGCCUUCACUGCACCCCGAUAGAGGAAAACAAAUAAGGUUGAACAACAUUACUGGUUAAACAGCCUUGAGACAAAGUGACUUAUUCUAGCACACUUAGUCAACCAACACACUUCGCUCUUGCAUGCACACCAGGUUAAACAAACUCAUAACGAUAGUAAAACUACAUUGGAUUUCUUUUUGUAUUCGUUUAUUGGUUGAGUUCAGACGUGUAAAAAGGAUCUUGAUUUGAAAUGAUGGUUUAUAUGUAUCUACUCCAUCGAUCACGCUAGGAAAAAGUCACUGAUAAUUCUAAAGAUAACAAAAAUACCUAAGACCCCCGAGUUUGUCUCUCUCUUUACAUCCCUAAAGCUUGUGUAAGGUCUCGUAAGCAGAUACAACUAAGACGUGCCACAUUCUGCCUUCACUUUAUCCUUGAAUUUCUUCCUUUUUGUGUGUAAAUAGCUGUAAACGGCCAUGAAAGGGAUACAAAAGAAUGAAAUAAAACUGAUUUUGCCAAACGUUUUUCUUCAGAAACCGAGGAAUAUCAUAGUUUAGAGGUUCAGGAUUCACUUGAUUAGUCUGUUGGUGGGUGUAUUUCUUGCUUUGACUUUUAUUUAUGAAAGAGCAUGUUCAACUACUGUAUGUACCUCUUUGACACCUGACUAAUGGUUUAUUUUCCUGAACUAGAGCUUCGGAUUACUGAAUCAAACUUGAUACGUUGAUAUAAAACUCCAAUUUUCUUAUCAAACUAUCGUUGCGGAGAUGUUUGUGGCCAAAAUAUGUGUUGCUUUUGUGAUUUGUAACCUUUUUUUCCCCACAAUCUUUUGUCUUACACUAUAGUAUAUGCCUAAAUGGAAGUAUUACUUGGUUGUUUUACUGUUAUUGUAUUGCUGCUGUAUGUUCUUGUGUUUGUCACUGUGUUAUUUGUUUUAUUAAAAUUCAUGAAUAUGCAUCUUACGCUGUUUGUAUACGGAUGAUUCGGUUUAGUUCGAUUUAGAGGCAGUUAGAUGUAGACGCUGGGUCUAACUCGCUACAUUUUCUUGUUGCGAUAAUUGCUGUUGCUAUUUAUCAUGAUAUCGUAUUAUCACAAUAUUGACAUAAGCUGCAAAGAAAUACCUUUUUGAAUGGGUAUAGUAGUAAUGACAACAGUUCUCAAUUGCUUUUUGUAUACAUAAAUGCAUAGAAUGUAUUCGAAAGUAUAUUAAGUAUAUAACUAUAUAAAACUAAUACAAUAAUCAACACUUUACAUGGCUCCAUUUGUUACAUUAUUUGUAAUGUUAGCUAAACGAUAGCUAAAUCCUUUUUAAAAGCAUUUAUUAGUGUAAGGUUAUGUUAUACAACUCAUCCGAAUCAAAAGUUUUGUUUACUUUAGUAAAGAUAUAAAGUUUAAAGGGGUGGUCCAGAGUGUAUUUUUAAGGCUUGGUUGUGCAAAGCAAUGUGUGCUCAUGCUUCAUUUGUAAAAAAAAAAAAAAAAAAUCAUGUAUUUUUUCACAUCUCUUACUUGGAUUAUAUACAGCUACUCAGCUGACAUGAAAACGACUGUCGAAUUUCCUAGUUCCUCUGAAAGCCUGCCCUCAAGAGGCUAUGAUUGGUCGUGUAACAUAAUGUUCUGUGAUUCGGGGUUCGACUCCACGUCACCAGAUAAAGCGUCACAACUCUAAUAGCACACGCUGUGCCUCUGCUAUGUAAAUACUGUCAGUCAGAGUAGCUGCUAGCCGUAUCAGUUUAAGCCUGAAUCAGACAGAAAAUAAAAAGGAUGAACCUCCUGCCUGCUCUCUAAAAGAAAAUCUGACAAGUGUCUUUCACAUAUAUUCAGGUUAUAAGCAUGUGUAAGUAAUAUGAAACGUUCACAUAUCUUUUGUGAGUUUGUUAUUUGAGAUGUAGAACGCAGGGAAAGCGUCUGCAUACAGAGACACUGCAGCACUGCUGAAGAUUGUGGGUGUUUACAGGGGUUUGACUGAUAAAUAUGAAUUUGUAGCUAAAUUGUUAGCGGUGCCAAACAGCAUUUUCAGUUGUUUACAUCAUUGUUUAUGUCCUUGCUACAACAUAGCAUUAAUGCUAGAAACUAUGCAUGUAAUAGAUCAAUUUGAACAAAUAAAAAUACUUACAGGUUGUGGCUCACAAUCCACAGCUUUGUCUGUUAUGGUUGGAGCUGCUCCUUCUUUAAGGAGUUUUAACUGAAUCCAGCACUGAACUGGGAGAGAUUCUGGAAGCUGUCCUUUGUCAAAUGCUAACUAUAUAUUUUUUAGAAUUUUCUGGAACAUAAUUAAAAUUAAAUUGUAAACA
This is a messenger RNA of Danio aesculapii, 3672 nucleotides long. RefSeq names its product secretory carrier membrane protein 3 (gene scamp3). Gene Ontology annotation, biological process: protein transport. The record is from RefSeq and is a predicted model, not a curated record. NCBI's taxonomy places the organism in Eukaryota, Metazoa, Chordata, Actinopteri, Cypriniformes, Danionidae. The coding region runs from base 403 to 1428 and encodes 341 amino acids. Gene Ontology annotation, cellular component: trans-Golgi network membrane; recycling endosome membrane. The transcript is spliced from 9 exons.